Messenger RNA from Xylona heveae TC161, 1701 nucleotides. RefSeq names its product RabGAP/TBC. The coding region runs from base 181 to 1485 and encodes 434 amino acids. Gene Ontology annotation, biological process: positive regulation of GTPase activity; endoplasmic reticulum to Golgi vesicle-mediated transport. The transcript is spliced from 4 exons. Lineage: Eukaryota; Fungi; Ascomycota; Xylonomycetes; Xylonales; Xylonaceae. Gene Ontology annotation, molecular function: GTPase activator activity. The record is from RefSeq and is a predicted model, not a curated record. Gene Ontology annotation, cellular component: endoplasmic reticulum membrane.
CUUUCCCUAAACGAGGCACUAAAGCGCAACGCACGCGAGAACGAGUUGAAAGGGAAACGCGUCUGUGGAUGGAUUGGGGGAGCCGAGGCCAACUGGAUUAAUCCCCGGACAGCUGUGUAAAUAGUGGGCAACUCUGACCACACGGAUCGCUGCCUUAUCGACAACUCAGCCAUUGAUAACAUGGACGAUGAGCCCACAGCCUCACUGAAUGGCCACAACUCCUCACGGCGAGGAUCCGAAAGAUCGCUUGCGAAUUCAACUGCGGACCCCCCUUCAAGCUCUCCAACCAGUCAAUGGGAGCGCAGACCGUUGUCUGCUCCGGAGGCAAACAAGGCCGCCCAGAUCCUGGGAGCUUGCGAACUUGGAGAUGUUGAAGCCUUAAGCAAUCUUGCUACGUCUGAAUAUGGUCUAGUGGAGGACAAUCUUCGUCGAGCAGCAUGGCCAAUUUUACUUGGCUGCAAGCAGUCAAACAAGACAACAGAUAAAUAUAAUGCAGAAAUAUGGAAGGACCUUCCAAGGCAUCGCGAUGAAGAUCAAGUCUCCCUAGACGUCAACCGAUCUUUUGUUUACUACCCAAAAGAUCAGUCCCCAAAGCAAAUUGAUCGUCGAAAAGAAGAGCUGCAAGACCUGAUCACUGCCGUUUUGCGUCUACAUCCUGAAUUAAGCUACUUUCAGGGAUACCAUGAUAUUGUGCAAGUGUUACUCUUGGUUCUUGGUCCAGAGACUUCUGCUGUAGCUCGGCUGUCUCUGCUCCGGAUUCGCGAUUUCAUGCUCCCUUCGCUCACCCCGGCACUGGCGCAUUUGAAUUUGCUACCACCCCUAUUGUAUGCCGCCGACUCGAAGCUUUGCCGUCACUUAUCCCAAACACAGCCUUUCUUUGCCCUCGCCGCAACACUUACUCUUUACGCUCACGACAUCCAAGAAUAUGGAGAUAUUGCCCGCCUGUUUGACUUCUUGAUUGCCCAGGAGGCAGCCAUGUCUGUAUAUUUCUUUGCAGUUAUUGUGCUCUCAAGAAAAGAAGAGCUUUUUGAUAUACCCCCAGACGAACCAGAAAUGCUUCAUUCCAUUCUUUCCAAAUUACCAAAACCUUUAGAGUUGGAGGGUCUGAUCAGCAAAACAAUGCAAUUAUACGAUAUUCAUCCGCCCUCCCGCUUACCUUUUGGUGCUUGGCGAAGAAUAUCACGUUAUAGCGUACUGAAAACAACGAGGACCCCCGUCGAGGUAGCCAAGCAAUCCCUAAAGGAAGGAGAGGACCUCUUCCAACGUCAAGUCACUCAACUACGUCGGGAGAAGCUUCGCCAAGAUUUGUUUGGUUUGAUGCACAAGUAUAAACGACCAGCAGGAAUGGCGGGUCUUGCCAUCUCCAUCGCGAUAAUUUCUUGGCUGCUUCGACGACAAAACAUUCUAGGCUCCUAUGCAGGGCUGGACAAGUUGCCUCGCCUUGUUCUGAGCUUGGUACAACGGACGCUUGGUCUCUUCAGAUGACUCGCAAGUAGAUGAGACAUGGGAUUUUUGUUUUGAUAAGCGUUUUGAUACUUGCAACUCCCUAUACCUAGGUAAGGUAUAAGGGUUGGAGAGGAGAUUGACAUCACAUGUAUACUAUACCAUAGAUGGCUUCAAAAAAUUAUUUAGAUAGGCAUAGAUAAUCCCACACGGCGGAGUUUUCAACCGCUUGCACUUUGAAAUAAAAUUAAAUGCGAC